Molecule: messenger RNA, 288 nt
Organism: Camellia sinensis
Lineage: Eukaryota; Viridiplantae; Streptophyta; Magnoliopsida; Ericales; Theaceae
Source: RefSeq, a predicted model, not a curated record
GCUGGAAUAUUUUUCAUGAGGGGUAAUUUGGGAGGCGUUCAGCGAGUUCAUUUGUUAGAUGGCACUAUCGGUGGAGUUUUACUAAUGGAACUAUUUCAAAGAGAUGGAGUUGGGACUAUGGUGGCUAGUGAUCUGUAUGAAGGAACAAGGAUGGCUAGGGUGACAGACGUUCGAAGGAUAAAACAAAUUAUACAGCCUCUAGAAGAAUCUGGCGCAUUGGUCAGAAGGACCGAAGAAGAGCUACUUAAAGCACUGGAUUCAUUCAUUAUGUUCUUAGUCUACAUUUAG